Messenger RNA from Nannochloropsis gaditana CCMP526, 1476 nucleotides. Its product is annotated as stage iv sporulation protein fb. The transcript has 2 exons. The record is from RefSeq and is a predicted model, not a curated record. Gene Ontology annotation, biological process: proteolysis. The annotation marks the transcript as partial.
ACAGGUCCUGGUAUUGCGCCCUCGUCUGGUCUGCCUGACCGCCUUCCUUUUCUUCAAUCCAGCGAGUUCGAGCCUUUUCAUCAGAGGAGCCUCUCAACAAUGAAUCGAAACACCGGAACGGGUAACAAUCCUGCUGGGGUGGCGGAUAACCCUUUUCCCAAUCAGUGGGCCUGGCAAAUCGGAGCAAUCACUCUCAGGGGUCAACGCGUGCCCGUCAAGCUCCAUUUUCUCCUGCCCAUUUUUUGGGUGUUGAGUUUACUCUCAGGCCUUGCCUACGGAGGCAAGUACAUUGGCUUUCGCUUCAUCGUCGACGUUCUCAUCCUGUUCAUGACAGUCUUUAUCCAUGAGAUGGGUCAUAGCCUGGCUGCCAUCCAGUACUCGGGGAAGUGCCACUGCAUCACGCUCUGGCCUCUGGGCGGCUUUGCCGAAGUCACGCACGAGAAAGGCCCAAAGGAGGACCUUUGGGUAUCUUUUGCCGGACCACUUACCCACAUCCCAAUGUGCGCCAUCUGGUAUGGUAUUGUGGCUGCAGUAGUGAAAAGACCGUUCAACAUCAUGGCUAUACCAUGUGAUCUCCUACACUCGCAAGCUUGCUUCUGGACGAAUGUGGCGGUGUCCGCUGGCUUUCUCAACAUGUGCCUCUUCCUCUUCAACUUAUUCAUUCCCGCCUACCCAUUGGAUGCUUCCCGCAUCCUCGUGGACUUCUUCGCGCUCUGCAACGUGGAGGUGAACCGCGCGGCCCUCAUCACCGCCUGCAUUUCCUUCCCCAUUGGACUCGCGCUGCUUGGGUAUGGAUUAUGGGCUUUCGCCCGGGGGGCUGCCAACUACACUAUGACCAUAUUCCUGGCAAUAUUCAUCCUCUACUCGACGUGGGGCGUCAUCAAAGCCGCUCGCUCAGGAACCGCGGCCAGGCACCCCAUGUUCAUCCACUACUACCGGACAAGCGAGCCCCCUGUCUCCGCGACCGCAGCAAGCAGCAGCAAUGCCGGGACAGCCAGCUCCACAGCUGGUGGGCAGAUCACAUCUCUGUGGGGCUCUGGGCUUGUGGGCACAUCGGCCGCGGGGACGGGGGUGGGGGGAGAAAGCACCGGGGGGAACGUCUUGUCGAAGAUGGAGGCUGGUAAGGGCCAUCGGCUCGGCGGGAAGCCUGUUACCUCCUCUACGCCUGCAGGGAACCUGGCGGUAGGCGCGCGGACCACAAGCCAGUCUGCCCUGCUAACGGGCUCCUCGUCCUCGAGUGCAGCGGCAGGAUCCUCCACUUUGGGGGGGGCGAGCAAAGGAGGCUAUCGCCUGGGAUCCAAGUAAACUUGAAUUUUUGAGACGGAAGGAAAGGGCAGCAAGUACAGGUACCGACAGGCCGCAGCAAAAGAAACUUUGGACGUGUAUAUUACGGUCGAAGGGCGCACUAAGCCAAGUAUUAGCCUAGAGAUCCGGACAGGAGCAAAGUCACGAAAGAGAAUGCGCAAACAGGAGGCA